Molecule: messenger RNA, 1158 nt
Organism: Bombina bombina (fire-bellied toad)
Lineage: Eukaryota; Metazoa; Chordata; Amphibia; Anura; Bombinatoridae
Product: gastricsin-like
Exons: 9
Coding region: 1-1158 (385 amino acids)
Biological process (GO): proteolysis
Molecular function (GO): aspartic-type endopeptidase activity
Source: RefSeq, a predicted model, not a curated record
AUGAAGUGGGUAAUCUUUGUAUUUGUGUGCCUCCAUCUCUCUGAGGGGCUGGUGAGGGUCCCACUGAAAAGAUUAAAAUCUGUGAGAGAGACCAUGAAAGAAAAAGGAAUCCUGGAAGAAUUUGUGAAAACGCACAUAAGAGAUCCAGCCAUAAAAUACAACUUCAAUAGGCCAAGCAGCUAUGCUGUGGCCUAUGAGCCCAUGUACCUAGCAACAUAUUAUUUUGGAGAAAUCAGCAUUGGAACCCCACCUCAAAACUUCCUGGUUGCCUUUGAUACCGGAUCCUCUAAUCUUUGGGUUGCUUCCACCUAUUGCCAGAGUCAAGCUUGCACCAACCAUCCACUGUUUAAUCCUCAACAAUCUUCCACCUUCACUACCAAUAACCAGCAGUUUAAUAUGUGGUACGGCAGUGGAAGUAUGACUGGUGUGCUGGGAUAUGACACAGUGACUGUACAAGGUCUGUCCAUCCAAAACCAAGAGUUUGGUCUGAGUGUCACCGAACCAAGCAGCUUCUUCUACUACUCUAAGUUUGACGGGAUAUUCGGAAUGGCUUAUCAGUCACUAUCUGCUGGUGGUGCCACUACAGCAGUGCAGGGCCUAAUACAACAAAACCUCAUUCCACAGCCCCUGUUCAGCUUUUACCUCACAGGUCAGUCUGGAGAAGUGAUACUUGGAGGUGUGGACAACAGCCUGUAUUCUGGUCAGAUCUACUGGACUCCAGUCACGGAGCAGAUUUACUGGCAGAUUGCAAUUGAUGAGUUUUCCGUCAAUGGUCAGGCCAGUGGCUGGUGCAGUCAAGGAUGUCAGGGCAUUGUGGACACAGGGACCCCCCUUCUCACCAUCCCUAAGCAAUACCUGAGCACUCUCCUGCAAAAUCUGGGGGCUCAGGAAACACAGAACGGCGAGUUUGUGGUGAACUGUAACAAUGUACAGAACCUUCCAACCAUCAGUUUUACUAUCAGCGGAGUUCAGUUUUCUAUUCCUCCUUCUGGAUACAUCCUUCAGAUGAAUGGAUAUUGUGUUGUUGGGUUCGAAUCAACCUAUCUUCCAUCUCGGAAUGGUCAGCCUCUGUGGAUUCUUGGAGAUGUCUUUCUUCGUCAGUACUACUCAGUCUAUGACUUUGGCAACAACCAAGUUGGCUUUGCUGCUAUGGCUUAA